This is a messenger RNA of Lindgomyces ingoldianus, 361 nucleotides long. RefSeq lists its product as uncharacterized. The transcript has a single exon. The record is from RefSeq and is a predicted model, not a curated record. The coding region runs from base 84 to 296 and encodes 70 amino acids. NCBI's taxonomy places the organism in Eukaryota, Fungi, Ascomycota, Dothideomycetes, Pleosporales, Lindgomycetaceae.
CAGAUCCUGUGUACCCGGUACGAGGAUAUUGCUAAUCUAUUGUGUCCAACGUCCUGAAAGUAUGAGAGCCCAAUUCUUUCACGAUGGGCCUUAAUUUCCUAGUGUAUGCUAGUCUUUCCUUUACUUGGGAGUUUCAAAGCAGUGCUCGUUCAUGUGGUGCGAAUCUUCUAUCAAAUCCGAGUGGGUAUUACAGGCGUCCCCUCAAAAAACUAGAAUGUAUUUACAUAUUGAAGAGAGUUUUCAGAAUCCCCACAAUGUGCCCCUUUCAUAAUUUUCGACAAACACACGUACUCUAACUUCCUUUGACCUAGCACUGUCGCCACUUAAUGUAUAAUGACUGGGUGAACCUCGCGCUUUCCUU